AUGAAAGCUAUGUCCUGUCUCCAGCCAGCAGCUGCUAGAUCCCAGCAGCCUGGAGCGGAGCAGGCGGACUCCCAAGGAUGGAUGGUGCCCAUUUUGCCAGUCUUAACUGGCCAGGGCCGGGAGCUGGAGCCACCUCCUCCUGGACCUUGGGAGCGGUUGCAGAGCCAAGAGACCCCGUGCUGCUUCCCACUAACGGUGCUGUUCCACGGGGACCCCAUGGCCAUGAUCCAGAAUGUUGGAAAUCACCUGCGAAGGGGCUUCGCCUCUGUGUUCUCCAGCCGCUGGUCCCGGAAGUCAGCCUCUCGUGCAGAGGACACCGACAGCACCAUGGCCGACGGCGAGGGGUAUCGGAACCCCACGGAGGUGCAGAUGAGCCAGGUGGUGUUGCCCUGCCACACUAACCAGCGCGGCGAGCUGAGCAUCGGGCAGCUGCUCAAGUGGAUUGACACCACGGCCUGCCUGUCUGCGGAGAGGCACGCUGGCUGCCCCUGCGUCACAGCCUCGAUGGACGACAUCUAUUUUGAGCACACCAUCAGUGUUGGACAAGUGGUGAAUAUCAAGGCAAAGGUGAACCGGGCCUUCAACUCCAGCAUGGAGGUGGGUAUUCAGGUGGUUUCCGAGGACCUGUGCUCUGAGAAGCAAUGGAGUGUGUGCAAAGCCUUGGCCACCUUUGUGGCCCACCGGGAGCUCUCCAAGGUGAAGCUGAAGCAGACCACACCUCGGACAGAGGAGGAGAAGACCGAGCAUAGCGUGGCAGCAGAGCGCCGGCGCAUGCGGCUGGUCUAUGCGGACACCAUCAAGGACCUCCUGGCCAACUUCCCUAUUCAGGAUGAUCUGGAGAGCAGAGAUUGCAGCCACAUGGUGCUGGCCGAGAAGACCCGAGUGGAGAGUGUGGAGCUGGUCUUACCCCCCCACGCCAAUCACCAAGGCAACACCUUCGGGGGCCAGAUCAUGGCCUGGAUGGAGAACGUGGCCACCAUUGCAGCCAGCCGGCUGUGUCGGGCCCACCCUACACUGAAGGCCAUUGAGAUGUUCCACUUCCGUGGCCCGUCUCAGGUUGGGGACCGCCUGGUGUUCAAGGCCAUCGUGAACAAUGCCUUCAAGCAUAGCAUGGAGGUGGGUGUGUGCGUGGAGGCCUACCGCCAGGAGGCCGAGACCCACCGGCGACACAUCAACAGCGCCUUCAUGACCUUUGUGGUCUUGGACGUAAAUGACCAGCCCCAGAAGCUGCCCUGGAUUCGGCCCCAGCCUGGGGACGGUGAGCGGCGGUACCGAGAGGCCAGUGCCAGGAAGAAGAUCCGCCUUGACAGGAAGUACAUCGUGUCCUGUAAGCAGGCGGAGGUGCCCCUCUCUGUGCCCUGGGACCCCAGCAACCAGGUGUACCUGAGCUACAACAACGUCUCCUCCCUGAAGAUGCUUGUGGCCAAGGACAACUGGGCACUGUCCUCGGAGAUCAAUGAGGUGCACCUGUAUACCCUGGAGGACGACAAGUUCCUCUCCUUCCACGUGGAAAUGGUGGUGCAUGUGGAUGCAGCCCAGGCCUUCCAGCUGCUCUCGGACCUGCACCGGAGGCCCAAGUGGGACAAGCACUACCGGAGUGUGGAACUAGUGCAGCAGGUGGACGAGGACGAUGCCAUCUACCACGUCAUCAGCCCCGCCCUCGGUAGUGACACCAAGCCCCAUGACUUUGUGAUCCUGGCCUCGAGGCGGAAGCCUUGUGACAACAGGGACCCGUAUAUCAUCGCACUGAGGUCAGUCACACUUCCCACGCACCUCGAGACACCGGAGUACAAGCGCGGGGAGACCCUCUGCUCAGGCUUCUGCCUCUGGCGCGAGGGGGACCAGUUGACCAAGGUAUCCUACUACAACCAGGCCACCACCGGCUUUCUCAACUACGUGACCACCAACGUGGCCGGCCUCUCCUCUGAGUUCUACACCACCUUCAAAGCUUGUGAGCAGUUCCUCUUGGACAACCGGAACGACCUGGCUCCCAGCCUCCAGACCCUCUAGGCACCUCAGUGCCCAUUCACCUCCAUCCUGCCCCAAGGACACGUGUAGAGCGCGGAUGAAGGCACAGGCGUUUAUUCCUUCCUGCUCCCCCAUGGGAAGCCUUGACCCUGGGGUCUGCUGG
This is a messenger RNA of Trichechus manatus latirostris (Florida manatee), 2131 nucleotides long. RefSeq names its product acyl-CoA thioesterase 11 (gene ACOT11). Bases 1 to 2010 code for a protein of 669 amino acids. Gene Ontology annotation, biological process: acyl-CoA metabolic process. Gene Ontology annotation, molecular function: fatty acyl-CoA hydrolase activity; lipid binding. The record is from RefSeq and is a predicted model, not a curated record. The transcript is spliced from 18 exons. Gene Ontology annotation, cellular component: extracellular exosome; cytosol. Lineage: Eukaryota; Metazoa; Chordata; Mammalia; Sirenia; Trichechidae.